AUGUUAUUCAAUUCAUUAAAUCAAUUAUUAAAUUCAUCUAUUAAAUCAAAACAAUUAACAACUAAUAAUAUAAUGGUUGAAUCAAAAUUAUCAUAUAAAAACAACCAAAUCUCUGAUACAAAUAAAUACUAUAACAGCAUUUUCACUAGACCAAUGUACAACUUAUAA
Dictyostelium discoideum AX4 is the source of this 168-nucleotide messenger RNA. RefSeq lists its product as hypothetical. The coding region runs from base 1 to 168 and encodes 55 amino acids. The transcript is spliced from 2 exons. The record is from RefSeq and is a predicted model, not a curated record. Lineage: Eukaryota; Evosea; Eumycetozoa; Dictyosteliales; Dictyosteliaceae.